CUCCGUGGGGUGGGUGGGGGGCGGGGGUAGCUCGGACGCCUGGGUCCUGCCCCUUCCUCUGGAGCUUGCCCGCCCCGCCCCGCCUAACCUGCGGGACCCAGCAGCAGCCGCCCGCUCAGAGAUGCCCUUUGCCCCCCCCCCGGUGAGGUCGCCUCCCCUGCUGCAGCCUCCGCCACGGCCUCAGUGCCCCCCCCGCCUGCCACUACCGUGGGGGGGGGGAUUCGCCAGCCAGGCCGCCCCUUGGAAGCCCAGGAGGCGGGGAGCCCAGCGGGGACUCCUCCUCCCGGCCCUGCGCUCCCUGCCCCCAGGUGGGGUCUCUGGAGGGGGCCACCUCCUGCCCUUCCUUCCAGGGCAGCCCCGGAGUCCUGCCUGCCCAGGGCCCGCACUGCCUUGGCAUGCCGCACCCGUGCAGAGAGCGAGUGCCAUGGCGGCCCCCUUUGUGGUGGAGAGUCCGGACGUCCAAUACACCCCGGACUUCAUCGAGGCCAAAUAUACCUAUGGCACGACGCAGGUGUGCCUGGAGAACGGCAUCACCAAGGUCAAGCCUUCCUCCACCAAGCUCACCUUCCGCACGGAGAGGCGCGUUCCCAAGCUGGGCGUGAUGCUGGUCGGCUGGGGCGGGAACAACGGCACCACGGUCACCGCUGCCGUCUUGGCCAACCGGCUGGGCCUCUCCUGGAUGACCAAGACGGGCCAAAAGCAAGCCAAUUACUAUGGCUCCCUCUUGCAAGCCUCCACCGUGUGCCUGGGCACCGGCCCCUCCGGAGACGUCUUCGUGCCCUUCCGGGAUCUGCUUCCCAUGGUCCAUCCCAACGACAUCGUCUUCGACGGCUGGGACAUCUCUUCUUGGAACCUGGCCGCCGCCAUGCGCAGAGCGCAAGUCCUGGACUGGCCGCUGCAGGAGCAGCUCUGGCCGCACAUGGAGGUCCUGAGGCCGCGGCCCUCCAUCCACAUCCCCGAGUUCAUCGCGGCCAACCAGGAGGAGAGAGUGGACAACGUCCUGACGGGGACCAAGGCGGAACAGAUGGCCCAGAUCCGCCAUGACAUCCGGGACUUCAAGAACUCCAGUGGGGUGGACAAGGUCAUUGUCCUCUGGACAGCCAACACGGAGCGGUUCUGCGAGGUGCAGCCCGGAGUGAACGACACAGCGGACAACCUGCUGCAGGCCAUCGAGCGGGGCCUGGAGGUGUCCCCUUCCACCCUCUUUGCCGUGGCCAGCAUCCUGGAGGGCUGCACCUACAUCAACGGCUCCCCCCAGAACACCUUCGUGCCGGGCGCUGUGGAACUGGCCGUCCGGCGCCAGGUCUUCAUCGCCGGCGACGACUUCAAGUCCGGCCAGACGAAGCUCAAGUCCGUCCUGGUGGACUUCCUCAUCGGCUCCGGGCUUAAGCCGGUGUCCAUCGUCAGCUACAACCACCUGGGGAACAAUGAUGGGAGGAACCUCUCCGCCCCUGCGCAAUUCCGCUCCAAGGAGAUCUCCAAGAGCAACGUGGUGGAGGACAUGGUGGCGUCGAACCCGAUCCUGUACGGGCCGGGGGAGCGGCCGGACCACUGUGUGGUGAUCAAAUAUGUUCCCUACGUGGGGGAUCGGAAGCGGGCGCUGGACGAAUACACGUCGGAGAUCGCCAUGGGCGGCACCAACACCAUUGUCAUCCACAACACGUGUGAGGAUUCCUUGCUGGCCUCCCCCAUCAUCUUGGACUUGGCGAUCCUGGCCGAACUCUGCCAGCGGAUCCGGGUGGGAGUCGAGGGCGAGGAGGAGCCCCAACCCCUCCACAGCGUCCUGUCCCUCCUCAGCUUCUUAUGCAAGGCUCCGCUUGUGCCAGACGGCGCCCCGGUGGUCAACGCCCUCUUCCGCCAGCGAGCCGCCAUUGAAAACCUCUUCAGGGCCUGUGUGGGGCUCCCUCCCCAAACCCACAUGCAGCUGGAGUACAAGACGCAGCGGCCGUGGGGUUGUGCCAAGCGGGCGCCCUCCUCCGCCACCCCCCCUCGGCCUGCCCCUCACAAGAAGGCAGCCACCCACCUCAACGGCUUUGUGUGCCCCCCAGAGAGCAACGGCCCCCCGGGCCCCAAUCCCCACAGCCACGUACUUGCCCUGGACAACUAGGCUGCUGGCCCCGAUCGGCCACCUUUCCCUCCCUGCUGCUUGGACUGUUUGUCACUUGUUUUUCUUUCUCUCUUUGGUGGGGAACGGGGGCCCUCUGUCUCCCCACCCCACCCCCAACCCCCUGCCCUAUCCUUUCAGGUGAAGUUGAACUUGGAAAACUGUGAAUGUCCCUUGUUGAGUUUGAAAUAAAACUUAGCUCUGA
Molecule: messenger RNA, 2309 nt
Organism: Hemicordylus capensis (graceful crag lizard)
Lineage: Eukaryota; Metazoa; Chordata; Lepidosauria; Squamata; Cordylidae
Gene: ISYNA1
Product: inositol-3-phosphate synthase 1
Exons: 11
Coding region: 122-2107 (661 amino acids)
Biological process (GO): inositol biosynthetic process; phospholipid biosynthetic process
Cellular component (GO): cytoplasm
Molecular function (GO): inositol-3-phosphate synthase activity
Source: RefSeq, a predicted model, not a curated record